This is a messenger RNA of Dermacentor silvarum, 1285 nucleotides long. RefSeq lists its product as uncharacterized. The record is from RefSeq and is a predicted model, not a curated record. The transcript is spliced from 6 exons. The coding region runs from base 222 to 1205 and encodes 327 amino acids. NCBI's taxonomy places the organism in Eukaryota, Metazoa, Arthropoda, Arachnida, Ixodida, Ixodidae.
AUUUUAUUUUUCUCAAAUCGUGCCCUUGUGAUUUUGCUUUAGAGGGACCGAAAAGAUCCACGUACUUCGGCUCUCACUACAGGCCAUUCUAUUCAUUUGCUGGCAGUUACAAGCUCGCGUGCUCCUGUUUCCAUUUGCUUCUCGUUAUUCACUGUCAAGAGCUCGCAUCUUUACCGUUGUUUGUGGCAUCCAAAGUUUGGGACGGCAAAAGAAGAACUGCCAUGUCGACGCAUCGUCGUGCUGCUUCUCCGUCAACGGAGACUCGUCUGGAAGCCCUGGAGUCGUCGCUGCUCGUGUUGUCUCAGAAGAUGGAGACAUUGCGGCCUCUGCUGCACCGUGUCCUUGAAAACAGUCAGGCGCUACAGCAGCAGCCGGCCGGAGGAGGAGGGGCAGCAUCAUCCUCGGCGGCCUCCUUUGGGUCGGAGUUCCUGCACGACUUCUUUGCCGAUGACUAUGAUGAGGGAGGCGGUGGUGACUUCUCUGAAGAUUCCCAGGAGAACCAGUGGACGGAGGAAGACUUUGAUGCCAGCCGGCCAGUGGCGCCUUACAUAGGCCGCUUUGUGCGCCGAUGCUGGGAAGCCCGUGGGCGAGCGGUGCGCUGUCGCAAGGCUCGUGCAGCCUACCCCAACCCAAACUUGCCUUUUCUGAAGGUGCCUCGGCUGAACCCCGAGUUCGAGGGCUACAGCCGCUUCCGGGCUAUUGGCUUAGACCGGGUGCGGGACGAAGCAUUCCGCUGCACCCAGUCGUCGGUGAUGGGUGCAGUGGGUGCCCUGGUGGAUCUGCUUGACUGCUGCGAUCGCUCGGGUCCUAACGUUGCCCGACAGGCGGUUGCUGAGCGCACGGGGGCAGCACUGGCCCACCUGGGCCGGGCAUUUGAGUCGCUGUCAGAAGAGCGCCGCCGCUUUGUGCUGAAACGUGUUGCACCCGACCAGCGGCGGCUACUUGACGGGCUUCGUCCGACUAGUGCCAGCGUUGGCGAUGGCGAGCAAUCAACCGAGUUCCUGUUUGGGCCGCGGCUGCGGGACCGUGCUGCCAAGCGAUCGGAACUUGUCAGUCUGCUCCAUUUCCUGCGCGCCCGGGGCCGCCAGCUCCAGGAACAAUACCAGCAGCAGAAUGGCAACGGACAGCGGGGCAGCAGGCGGCGUGCCUCGCGGCGGCGGCCCAGGACUAACUUUGGGGCCCCCAUCAGGCGACGAAGGACAUAAUCACCUGCUCCAUAGCACAGGACAUUGCACACGUCAAUGCGCACUCACCAUGUAUAACAAUAAAGUAUAUAUUGAAUAUU